This is a messenger RNA of Caenorhabditis bovis, 702 nucleotides long. Lineage: Eukaryota; Metazoa; Nematoda; Chromadorea; Rhabditida; Rhabditidae. The record is from the annotation of a GenBank genome assembly.
AUGGAAGAGACGCCGGCAAGCUCAUCUCAGAUUUUGUCGCAGUUUGAUAAUGAAGAAGACGAUGAAAAUGAAGAAUAUGUUACACCUGACGCGGUUAUUAAGCGAAUGACACAAUGGUGGCAAAAUGAGAUGGCUUCGCCGUGCCUUCUACCAACUCAGAUGGAACUUGUCGAUAUUCUUCUUGACCAAAUUCAAGGGAUGGAAGAAAAUAUCGGAAGGCAGAAAGACAAAGUUCAACUUCGCAUUUCAAUUCAUAAGAUGGAACUGCAACGAAUUAGUUUUAUGACGUCAGAUUAUAUUCGAUGUCGGUUAAGGAAAAUAGAGGCGAAUCCCAGAAGUGUUAUCGAAGAACAUCAAAAGAGAUUGGAAGAAGGUUUUUUGAAACGACAACCGGAAUUAUUGUCGGAAUCGGAAUUAAAAUUUGCUAAAGAAUACGCGGAUGCAGAAGCCCAAUUAUUCGGCAAAACAGUCCUUGGCUUCAUGCCGGCAGCGCUCCAGAAAAUUCCAGUACCUAUGGAUGAUUUAUCUACGGAAUUUUCAUUCAUUCGAGUUCUAGAGGACAACGUCGAAAAUGUAUCUGUGCCAGAUUGGUCCGAUCCAAACUCCGAAGUGAUCCUCGAAAUGACGAAGAACUCUAUUCACUUGAUUCCAUUCAGCUCGAUUAGACACCUUGUCGAGGAAGGAAAAAUUGAACUUUUAUAA